Molecule: messenger RNA, 375 nt
Organism: Arachis ipaensis
Lineage: Eukaryota; Viridiplantae; Streptophyta; Magnoliopsida; Fabales; Fabaceae
Source: RefSeq, a predicted model, not a curated record
AUGGAUACUCCCAUGCACCCUAACUCAAAGUUAGAAAAGGGUGAAACUGAGAAAGAUGUUAAUGAGACUAGGUAUAGAGGCAUGAUAGGAUCACUUAUGUACUUAACAUCUUCUAGACCUGAUAUUGUACAAAGUGUUGGAAUUUGUUCAAGGUAUGAUGAAUUUUCUGUAAUUGGUUAUUGUGAUGCAGAUUUUGUCAGAGAUAAAGUUGAUAAAAGAAGUACUUCUAGUAUAUGUUAUUUUUUGGACAGAUCCUUGAAUAUUUGGUCAAGCAAGAAGCAGUCCACAGUGGCUCUUUCUAUUGCUGAAGCCGAAUACAUUGCUGCUUCGUCUUGCUGUUUCACAAUUGUUAUGGUUAAAAACUUAGCUGGCUGA